This is a messenger RNA of Equus caballus (horse), 3992 nucleotides long. The record is from RefSeq and is a predicted model, not a curated record. NCBI's taxonomy places the organism in Eukaryota, Metazoa, Chordata, Mammalia, Perissodactyla, Equidae.
UGCGCGGAGCCAGGGGGCGGGGCCCUUGCGCGUCCCGGUUGCCUGGAUACCACUGUGGAACAAUAGCAGCGGCGUGAGCUCCUGGGCAGUUGGGUCUGGGCUAGAACGGGCGGUUGGUCCUCAUUCUCCGCGGAGCCCCGAGGAGGAACAGCCUGGUCGCGGUCUGCGAAGAGCGAUGCCGCUUCCCGAUUCCAUGUUCUGCGCGCAGCAGAUCCACAUUCCCCCAGAGCUGCCGGACAUCCUGAAGCAGUUCACCAAGGCUGCGAUCCGCACCCAGCCCGCCGACGUGCUGCAGUGGUCCGCGGGGUAUUUUUCAGCUUUGGCAAGAGGAGAUCCACUUCCUGUAAAGGACCGAAUCGAAAUGCCCGUGGCCACUCAGAAAACAGACACAGGCCUGACUCAAGGACUCCUGAAAGUUUUGCACAAGCAGUGUGGCCACAAGCAAUAUGUGGACUUGGCAGAUCUUGAGCAGAAAUGGAAGAAUUUGUGCCUGCCGGUAGAAAAAUUCAGAGCUCUCUUACAGUUGGAUCCUUGUGGAAAGAACAUGGAGUGGAUGAAGUUUUUAGCGCUUGGAUGUAGCAUGCUUGGUGGGUCCUUAAACUCUGCGAUGAAGAACCUGUGCGAGAUCCUGACCACGGACCCCGAGGGCGGGCCCGCCCGCAUCCCGUUCGAGACGUUCUCCUACGUCUACCGGUACUUGUCCGGCCUGGACUCAGAAAUCCCCGCGGCCGACACCGAAUCCUAUCUUGCCUCUUUGAAGGAAAACAUCUCUUGGCCGGCCCGAAUGAGGAUGCUCUUGCUCCCACCCCUAAGACUCCUGAGGAAGAGAGUCUUCUGCUGAAGCUGGACCUUUUCUGUGGACGGUGGGCCCAGGGGCCUUAUGCUCGCUGGAAGAGCAUCUGUGGCCGGGAAGCAGACCAGACAAUCUGUGGACCAGCACUGCGUCCGCUGCCCAGAAAUAAGCCACCCAAGAUCCUUCGUUUGCUUUCUUUAUAUGAAGUCUUCAGAAUGCCGAUGCCAAGUGAAACGUCUUACAUUGUUUUUCUGAGCCCCUGGGAUGCUUUGGCUCAUUGGUCUCUGCAGAUUGGCCACCGUGCUAACAAGUUUAUCAGGUUCAAAGACUUGUGAAAACCCCAAGUUAUGAGAAAUACUUUGCUCUUAUCUUAGCAAGUCUCCCAUUUUUUGCCCUGAGACGUACAAAGUAUAUUUUUCAUCUAGACACUAGACACUAAACUACCUUAUUUGAGAUGACCAUUUGCCUGGACUUUUGGUCACCCUCCCCUGAAUAGACAAUGUAUAGAGAUUAUUCAUAAAAUUACAAGGAACUUUUCAGAGUUGGGGUUUCAAAAGCUUUUACAGUUUUUAAAUUACUUGAAACCUUCUCAAAACUUGACUCCCCAAAGAAUUUAAAUACUUUUUCCCCUAACUAUGAUGCCUCAAUACCUGGGAAAGGAGGAAAGAAACCUUAGAUUUCGCACAAGUGCAGUUGGGAGCCAUGUCGCGUGGGUAGCUAUGCCAGGGGCAAUGUGCUGCAGCAAAAAGGGCACAGAGAAGACCCCACACAGACAUGCUCUCCACUCGCCAGAGCCCCGAUGGAGGGCACUUAAAGGGCUUUGUGUUUUUAACCAAGAACGUCAGCCACCUCAGGAGAGCACACACGUACUAGAGCGCCCAAGACGUUGGCAAUUUGACAAGAGACACUGGCCUGCUGUCCGUCAGGAGACAGAAAAGGGAAAAUUUCAUAUGAGGAAUUAGCAGCCACUCCCCUCAGAGGGGACAGUGAAGGACUGAGGACGCAGCAGAGCCUCCCUCCACCCCUUCCCAGGAGGCUGCACCCGGCACCACAGGAUGUGGCGCAGUCGGCAGACCUGACUCGGGGCUGCUGGCAGUUUGCAUGGGCUGAGCUGCCCGGAGGGCCCCUGGGUGCAGUGACACCCACAGCCGUCAGAGGUCCGCCCGUUCCUGGGUGAGUGGAAAGUGAGGACCGAGUGCCGUCUGCCUCUCUGGCCUUGCCUGUCCCUCCAGUGUUAGACUGUUGUCAAAGUCGAGCAUGAACCAGCUGGCAAGGAGCUUUGAGGUGUAAAGGCCACAAAGAAACUUGUUUGAACAUGCAUGUCCUUGGGGAAUAUUGUUCCCAUGAACUCUUCCUGGGGAACCUGAUAGAGAAAGAGUUUCAGACAACCAAAGAGAUUGGAGAGGCCAACGUAAGAACCAGUUGGGAGCACUGAAUAUAUAUUUCUCUGUAGAACUGGGUGAAAUGAUGGUUAGACGGGAUGGCUCUAGUGUAUAACGUCUGUAUGCCCUGACAAUGUAGGUACAUAGCAUCUGUCAAAAUUCAGAGACUGGAAAGUCCAUAUGAAAAGAAUAUUUGCUGAUUGUCAUAUAAUUAUUAACUGGAAGUAAAAUGACGUUCAUAUCAGAUGUAGGGGGGAUGGAGAGGGAAGAAGAAUUUAUUAGCAGAUUUGGAUAUCCAUCAUAGUAGAGAACUGACACACAGGAGCUGAAAAAGAAGACUAAGGGUAUUAUAUACAGAUAUAUAUGGUAGUCAUUAUAGCAAAGAUGCAAACCUUCCUAAAUAUCAGUAUAAAUAGAUGGAGAGAACAAGGCUAAACCAUAAAAUUAAAAAUGUUUACAUAUACGAAGAGGGAGGGAACAGGAUGGAGGAGCCAGAGCUUGAAGCUAAACUUUGAAUGAACCUUUUUGUUGAUUUGAUUUUGGAAUCCUGUAAAUAUUUUACAUAAUUAUAAAACAAAAUUACAUUAAAAAAAAAGAAAUCCCUGAAAAUCGAAAGUAAAAUGAAACCAACGACCUUAAUUUUGUAUCCAGUUAGUGGCACAACCACAGGAACUAUUCCAAAUGGCUUUAGAACACAAUAAUGUGAAUAUUCCUGGUGGAACAUACAGAGACAAAAGUUCCAAAAAAGUUAAAAAUCCCAAACUGUUUUCAGUAAUCAGUGUUGGUAAUAAUGGGAUAAAUGAGUAACUCCUUUGGUGUCAGCAAGAACCUGGAUUUUUGGCAUGGAAGAAUGAAGAUAUAAAGUAAAGUUAAGUCAAAAUCCUGUAGUCCUGAUUUCUAACUGGAAGCAUCUUAUAAAGUCAUAAUCUCUGUCCACUGAAAAGGCCUAGAAACCAGGACCCCUCUAGCCAUUAGGGAGCACAGCUAAUAGCCAGAUUGUGGUUCCUAAAUACCUCUGUCCACGGAAAGGACUAGGACUCCUUGAAACAGGACUGAUUCUGGGGCUUGGGUAGGGAAUGUUUGAGGUAAGGCCCAGAACAUACUGUCUUACUAGAAACGGGCUGUAGAAGACUUCUAGGUUCACAUACCACAGCCUCGGGCAUCAAGCUGAAUAAACUUCCACUGACCCUGCUCUUCAGGGAUCCAUCCCUUUGAUGGUCCUCCAACGAGUUGGAAGAUUCCUUGCCAUUCUGGCUGGCUCCACUGGGUUACUCCAUUUUCCUCUAAAAAUGUGCUCUCUAUAGUAGACUCCUCUUCAGGAAGGAGAGGGUCCCUCCCGUGUAAUCACUCUCCAGGGCCAGGAGCCCGUUCUUGUCCUGGUUCCUGCCUGGGCCAGCCACUUCAUGGAGGCCCCUGCUGCCUGGCCCGGCUGGAAGGCUGGUGCUCAGCCAUCAGUGUCACCAAGUCAGCCUCAGAGAGAGCUUCUCCUGCAAGGUGCCCCUCCAGGGGCUGAAGGACCCAGAGUGGGCCCUGCCUGAGUUGACCAGGACAAGGACAAGGCUUUAGGGCCUGCUUGCUAACAAGUGUCUGUUCAUUUCAUAGAAUUUGGAAUGAGACUUGCUUUCAUUGUAACAAUCUUGUGGGGAGGUUACAGGAGAGGGACAUAGAACCCCUGCCUCCUCCUGUCACUGGAGGCCACCCCCUUAACCAAAAGAACCUCAUCAAAUUGCUGACCAGCCAAACUGUCUUAGGUCAAGAAGAUAAAUUUGGAUGGAGUUUUAUAAGGCUAAGAAUAAAUGAAAAUUGUCAUAAAUAAA